Molecule: messenger RNA, 2896 nt
Organism: Microtus ochrogaster (prairie vole)
Lineage: Eukaryota; Metazoa; Chordata; Mammalia; Rodentia; Cricetidae
Gene: Irf8
Product: interferon regulatory factor 8
Biological process (GO): immune system process; regulation of transcription by RNA polymerase II
Cellular component (GO): nucleus
Molecular function (GO): protein binding; DNA-binding transcription factor activity, RNA polymerase II-specific; RNA polymerase II cis-regulatory region sequence-specific DNA binding
Source: RefSeq, a predicted model, not a curated record
GCCGGUCGCGGAGGCGCGGGCAGCGUGGGAAUCAGCAGCAGGAUGUGUGACCGGAAUGGCGGGCGUCGGCUCCGGCAGUGGCUGAUUGAGCAGAUUGACAGCAGCCUGUACCCGGGGCUGAUAUGGGAAAGCGACGAGAAGACCAUGUUCCGUAUCCCUUGGAAGCAUGCCGGCAAGCAGGAUUACAAUCAGGAAGUGGAUGCCUCCAUCUUCAAGGCCUGGGCAGUUUUUAAAGGGAAGUUUAAAGAGGGGGACAAAGCUGAGCCAGCCACGUGGAAGACGAGGUUACGCUGUGCUUUGAACAAGAGCCCAGAUUUUGAGGAAGUGACCGAUCGAUCCCAGCUGGACAUUUCCGAGCCAUAUAAAGUUUACCGAAUUGUCCCGGAGGAAGAGCAAAAAUGCAAGCUGGGCGUGGUGCCUGCAGGCUGCAUGAACGAUGUCACGGAGAUGGAGUGUGGUCGCUCUGAAAUCGAUGAGCUAAUCAAGGAGCCUUCUGUGGAUGAGUACAUGGGUCUGACCAAAAGGAGCCCAUCCCCACCAGAGGCUGGCAGGAGCCAGGUCCUUCCUGACUGGUGGGUCCAGCAGCCCAAUGCAGGCCUGCCACUGGUGACCGGGUAUGCUGCCUAUGACACACAUCAUUCAGCCUUCUCCCAGAUGCUGAUCAGCUUCUACUAUGGGGGCAAGCAUGUGGGCCAGGCUACUACCACCUGCCCCGAGGGCUGCCGCCUAUCCCUGAGCCAGCCGGGCCUUCCCAAGAUGUAUGGGCCGGAUGGCCUGGAGCCGGUGUGCUUCCCGACAGCUGACAUCAUCCCCAGUGAGCGGCAGAGGCAGGUGACCCGGAAGUUGUUUGGGCACCUGGAGCGUGGUGUGCUCCUGCACAGCAACCGCAAGGGUGUGUUUGUGAAGCGCCUGUGCCAGGGCCGUGUGUUCUGCAGCGGCAACGCGGUGGUGUCCAAGGGCAGGCCCAACAAGCUGGAGCGGGAUGAGGUGGUGCAGGUCUUUGACACCAACCAGUUCUUCAGAGAACUGCAGCAGUUCUACGCCUCGCAGAGUCGCCUUCCCGACAGCAGGGUGGUGCUGUGCUUUGGGGAGGAGUUUCCGGACACAGCGCCCUUGCGCUCCAAGCUCAUCCUGGUGCAGGUGGAGCAGCUUUAUGCCAGGCAGAUGAUGGAGGAAGCGGGCAAGACCUGUGGUGCUGGUUCCCUGAUGCCAGCCCUGGAGGAGCCCCAGCUAGACCAGACCUUCCGGAUGUUUCCAGAUAUUUGUGCCUCACAUCAGAGACCCUUUUUCAGAGAAAAUCAACAGAUCACUGUCUAAGCCUCUUUCCGGGCAUCCCACCUCGCCCGAGACUCAAGUGUCACGAUUCUUUGAGUGGCAGGAUUAUGAAGGAUGUGAAUCCCCCUGACUAGGGUGGGCAGUGUCCCCCGUGGGGCCUCAAGAAGCCCAGCCAUGGACACGCUCCUGCUCAGGCAGAUGCUGGAAGCUUGCAGAGGCUGUGGCCAGAACCCUGCGAUUAAAACAUUUUUUUAAAUGAGUUUUUUCCUUUACCAUUAAUGGCUAUUCUUUCUGCAUGUUGGAGUACCUUUGACGGUAAAUCAGUCUGCCAACAGAGCCAUCUUUGUCCUCUUCUGACUGAAGGUAGAGAUUUGUGACUUCCUCUGCUUGUUUGUAUACAAUGCAUCUUUUUACUAUUUGGCCCUUUUCUUUUAGUUUUUGGCCAGAAGGCUGAGAAAGUAAGAUGAUACAUUUUUUUUUUUCUCAAAAAGCUUCUGUAAUGAGGUGGUCCCAGGUAACCUCUGUCUCCUGUCUAAAUGGUUUUCAUUUUUAAAACAAUAUUUGUAUUGCAUGACUGCUGUCAAUCACUUUGGACCUUUCCUGUAAAGGGCAGAUUAUAAAUAGGAGUGUAGAUACUGCUUGUGGAAUUUUGGUUGUGGCUCAUCAAUUCCCAUGACUCUGUGUCAGCUGGCGGGGGUUUGCGUGGGGCAUGGUAGGACCAGGAACUGUGGAGAGGACCCGCCCACAGGCAUCUCACCCUUCCAUUGUCCCACUCCACAUAUAGCCCUAAGGCCCAGUGAAAAGCAAUGUCCAAAUUGCACUCUAGGCUUAGAGGUGCCCACCCACAUACCAGAGAAAGGUACAUAUCCUACACAGCACAGGGCAGAAUGCCCAGCUGUAGCAUGCUGAGUAGAAGCCAGGGUGAAAAACUUAGUGCACGGCUCUGUGACAGAGGCCCGUUUGUGCCCUCAAUCUGGCCAUCCAGUCUAGUAUCUAAGUAAUUUAAAUCACUGGCUGUGGGGCCGCAGGACCACCUCCAGGGCCGCUUCCUGUAGGAGUGAGCCACUGCCAAGGAUUUAGUUCAGCUAUCGGUGCACAGCAGGUGCCAAUGCCAAGCUCAUUGGAAGGGAGCAUCCACUCUUGUCUGGAGACAGGAGAGACCUCCUGGAUCUGUUCGCCUUUGUAACCAGCCUGGGUCCCUCUUAAUGUGCUCGGCAUUCCACAGUGAAGGGCAGGAAAAGCUUUACCUGUUGACUGUAGUUCUGAGAAGUGGGGGAAAGUAUGAGGGCUGAGGGGCUCCGCAGGCCACACCUUGCAACCAGAAAAGCCAAAGAACACAGAGAACUUCAUGGCUGUUGUGUGGAGGUGGCAGAAGUGGGCCAGCUCAACAGACACCGUCGCCAGAGUGUGUGCCGCCUGUGAACAGAACCCGGGGCUUGCUUCUCCCCCUCGGCCAAAGCCAGGAACAUCUCUUCUGAAGCCAGGACAGUCUGUCUGCUGGCCACGUGUCACAAUGUGUCACAUGUCACCUCCUGCCUCCGUGAGUGCUAGCACAUGAAUCUGUAAUCCAAAUAUUUAUUUUUGUAUCCAUUGAAAAAGUAUUGCUCUUAUUCUUUAUUAA